Molecule: messenger RNA, 1520 nt
Organism: Halichondria panicea
Lineage: Eukaryota; Metazoa; Porifera; Demospongiae; Suberitida; Halichondriidae
Product: protein lin-54 homolog
Exons: 14
Coding region: 145-1404 (419 amino acids)
Biological process (GO): regulation of DNA-templated transcription
Cellular component (GO): nucleus
Source: RefSeq, a predicted model, not a curated record
UCUUCUUCACUACCAUUUUCUAGAACAAGUGCAUCAACAGUAUACUAGUACACGUCUCCCCCCCCCCGGCCCCAACUCUGGUCUCCCUCCUAGCCCUGGCCGGCCCUAACUACUGGCCACCUGUGUAAGCUCUAUAGGUUGACUAUGAGUGGUGUGUCAGAGUCCUCGAGUGGCAGUACAGUGUAUACUAGUGCUGUAGGGACUGGCAGUACAGUGCGCUCCUCUCCCAUCUGGUCCGUGCCCCCACCUUCCUCUGAUGCUAUGAGACACACUGACACACCUCCAAUAGGACAGAUGGUGACUGUGGGUGCUGAGAUCAAUAGAUCACCUCAGAUACCGCUGACUCAGCAAUCUCCUCAAGUCUUGCUGACUCAGCACCACCCUCGUAUGGUCGUGGCCAAACCUCUUACCCAAGGGUCAAAGUCCAUCCCUGCCCAGUUUGUUCAACUAGCAAGUCAACUCCCGAGACUAACUCCUCAGAUGAUCCUAGCUAGCAUGAAGUCUAUUCAAGUACAGCAACAACAGAGAGCAGCUCAAUCUGUGGAGAGGUCAAAGGUCGCUCAUCAACAGCCUACUCUGAUACCUAAAGUGAUAAGACACUCUAAAGCACCCACUCUCAUGACCUCGCACAAGGUGGUGGCUCCUCUGACAAUCCCACCACAAGCCUCACACCCCCACACGCCCACACCACCCACACACAGAACAACCAUCACAACUAACAAACCCAGGAAGCCUUGUAACUGCAAGAACUCACAGUGUUUAAAAUUGUAUUGUGAUUGCUUUGCUAAUGGAGAAUUUUGUCGUGAUUCUUGUAAUUGUCUCAACUGCAAGAAUAACAUAGGCUUCGGUGAUGAUCGUGCCAAAGCUAUCAAGGUGUGUCUAGACAGAAAUCCAAACGCCUUCAAACCUAAAGUGGGCCAGAAUAGAACUGGUGAUGAGAGAAGACACAUCAAAGGUUGUAACUGCAAGCGUUCGUGGUGUCUCAAGAACUAUUGUGAGUGUUAUGAGGCUAAGAUCCCAUGCUCUGCAAACUGUCGCUGUGUGGGCUGUAAGAACUUGCCAGAAUGUACAGACAAGACUCUCAUGCACUUGGCAGAUGCUGCAGACAUGCGCACACAACAGGCAGCAGCUAAUAGUCUGUUCCUGGAUCAGUUAGAGCUGAGCUCUGUCAAGCCAUUCUCUCUGGAUGGACAAAGGCUACCAUUCUCGUUUGUUAAUGAGGAGGUUACCAAGGCAACCACACUGUGUCUGUUGGAGGAGGCUAGUCAUGCUGUGGCUAGUGGUGAGAGCUUGGUAGAGGCCGAGAGAGAUGUCCUGAUAGAGUUUGGGAGGUGUUUGUCUCAGAUCAUCCAUUCAUCACAGUCUGCCAAUGAAGAUGACGUCAGAACAAUGCAAGUAUGCUAGUGAACUAACAUCAUGUACUCUACUGUACCCUCUCUUUUAUUACCUUUAUUGUCUUUAUUGUCUCAUGUGUGAACUGCAAUGGGCGUGUUUGGUGACUGGAUUGGAUUGGAAUGUCA